Quercus lobata is the source of this 3324-nucleotide messenger RNA. Its product is annotated as cucumisin-like. The record is from RefSeq and is a predicted model, not a curated record. The coding region runs from base 1316 to 3262 and encodes 648 amino acids. Gene Ontology annotation, biological process: proteolysis. Gene Ontology annotation, molecular function: serine-type endopeptidase activity. NCBI's taxonomy places the organism in Eukaryota, Viridiplantae, Streptophyta, Magnoliopsida, Fagales, Fagaceae. The transcript has 9 exons.
AUACUUUACUUAGUCAGCAACCUUUAGAAAAGCAAAAAAUCUAUAAACACACACACACACACACAAAAAAGACAAAAAUUUGCACAAUUGUUGAUGAGACUAAUUGUUACUAGUAGUUAAAAAAAUGAUGUUACUGAUAAAUCUAUAUGAGAACUACGAAAAGUUUGUCAACUCAACUUUUGUGAAAAAAUAUUGUUAAAUUUUUUAUACAUGUUGCAUUGCUAUUAAAUAAAGGAAAUCAAAUCUGAAUGCUCAACCAACUUUAAUCAAAUAUUUGCUUUUUAGAUAAACUUAUUGACAAAAAGGGAAAAUAUCUAUAAACACAAAAAAUUGUACAAUUGUUGAUGAGACUAAUUGUUAAUAGUAGUUAAAAAAAUGAUGUUAGUGAUAAACCAAUAUGAGAACUACAAAAAGUUUACCAACUCAACUUUUGUGAAAAAAAGUUGUUAAAUUUUUUAUGUAUGUCACAUUGCUAUUAAAUAAAGGAAAUCAAAUCUGAAUGCUCAACCAACUUUAAUCAAAUAUUUGCUUUUUAGAUAAAUUUAUUAUAAUAUUUUAGCCUCUACUAACUUUCUAAAGUGAUUGGACCAGCUUUAAUUUUGGGCAUUUUUUUUCUUCUUAAAAAAAAAAAAAAAAAAAUUGGGGAAUGAGAUUUUGACUAUAUGAAUAUGAUGGUUUUAGUAAAUUUUUGGUAAAUGUUUGGGCUUUCAUAUGCCAAUCGUUUAAUUUUUGUAGUUGGAUUGUUAUUUGGGCUUUUUUUUUUUAAGGAGGCGGAUGAUGUUGUUAGGUUGUUAGGGGGGGCCAAGUUUAUUGGGCUAAAUUCUAAAAUAAGUAUUGUGAUAAGGAGAUUUUUGAAAUGCUAUAUAUGGGGGCCAUGGCCCCUUUGGUCUCCCGACCCAAAUCCCCUACCUCUAUCCCUGCCAGCAAUUGAAGUAUGGUAUGUAGUACUUGAUUUUUUCUUCUCCCUUUAAUUUUAAACUUUGGAUACUUCUUAAAAGGGAAAAAAAUUAUGUGACAAACUAUGAUUGAUUAGUAGAGAAUAAUGCAAAAUACUCAUAGAGGAAGACUUUUAGGCAUGACUUAAUCUGACUUUAUUUUCUUGAUAUGAUAUGAUAUGAUAUUAUGCACGCAGGCUUAUAUUGUGUAUAUGGGCAACAAGAGGGAUGAGGUUUCCACAUCAUCCCUUUACACAAGCAUGCUACAAGAUGUCAUCGGCAGGUUAUAAAACCAUAUUGGUCCAGAAUCUUUACUUUAUAGCUACAAAAGGAGUUUCCAUGGAUUUGCAGUGGAGCUAACUGAGCAAGAAGCUCAAAAAAUGGCUGGAAUGGAUGGGGUAGUGUCGGUGUUCCCUAACCAAAAAAAAGAGCUCCAUACAACAAGGUCAUGGGACUUCCUUGGCCUUCCUAAGCAAGUCAAUAGACCAACAACUAAGAGCGACGUCAUUAUAGGAGUAUUCGACACUGGAAUUUGGCCGGAGUCUGAUAGCUUUAAUGACAAAGGAUUUGGUCCACCACCUAGCAAAUGGAAGGGCAAAUGUCAAGCCCCAACCAAUUUCACUUGCAACAAUAAAAUCAUUGGAGCAAAAUAUUACCGUAGCGAUCGAGAUUUUCAAAAAGAAGAUUUUCGAUCUCCAAGAGAUUCAGAAGGCCAUGGAACACAUGUUGCAUCAAUAGCAGCUGGGAACUUAGUGAGCAAGGCCAGCGUAAAAGGCAUUGGUUUGGGAACAGCACGAGGAGGGCUUCCAUCAGCACGUAUUGCUGUGUACAAAGUAUGUUGGUAUCUUGGCUGUGAUGAUGUUGAUAUUCUUGCAGCAUUCGAUGAUGCCAUUGCUGAUGGAGUUGACAUAAUAUCUAUUUCAAUUGGUGGAUCUUCUGACAACUAUUUUAUGGAUACAAUUGCCAUUGGUGCCUUUCAUGGUAUGAGAAAUGGAAUAUUGACAUCAAGUUCUGCUGGUAACCGAGGUCCAUAUCUAGCAACACUCUCAAGCUUCGCCCCAUGGUCUCUUUCUGUGGCUGCAAGCACCAUGGACCGAAAGUUCUACACCAAGGUCCGAUUAGGUAACAACAAGAUCUUUGAGGGUAUUUCAAUUAAUACAUUUGACCUCAAAAAUGAAACGUAUCCAAUUAUUUAUGGUGGAGAUGCACCAAACAAGACAGAAGAGUAUGAUUCAUCCCUGUCCAGGUAUUGCUACGAAGAUUCCUUGGACAAAAAUUUGGUGAAAGGUAAAAUUGUACUUUGUGAUGUUGAGAAUUAUGGGGUUGGGCAACUCUUAGCUGGUGCAGUUGGUACUGUGAUGCAAGGCCGACGCCCCAGUUCUGGGGCUUUUGCGUUUCCCUUGCCUGCAGCUUACCUUAGCUUGGAGGAUGGUGGCGAUAUUUACUUGUACAUAAAUUCGACAAGAAGCCCAACUGCGACUAUUCUUAAGACUGAUGACCGUAAAGAUCCAUUUGCGCCUUACAUAGCUGAGUUCUCAUCUAGAGGUCCAAACCCAGCUGCACACAACAUUCUCAAGCCCGAUUUAGCUGCUUUUGGAGUGGACAUUCUAGCUGCAUGGCCACCAAUUUCUCCAAUUUCCCCAAUUUCUGAUGUCAAUUUUGAUAAGAGAGCAUUGUCAUAUAAUAUAAUCUCGGGGACAUCAAUGUCUUGCCCUCAUGGUUCAGGGGCGGCUGCAUACAUCAAAUCUUUCCACCCCACAUGGUCACCUGCGGCUAUCAAAUCUGCUCUAAUGACUACUGCUGUCCCCAUGAAUCCUGAAGAGAGCUCUGGAGCUGAAUUUGCAUAUGGUGCAGGCAAUAUUAAUCCACAUAGGGGUGCAAAUCCUGGUUUAAUAUAUGAUAUUGAUGCACUUGACUACAUAGCUUUUUUGUGUGGACAAGGAUAUAGUACGAAGUUAUUACAAGCUAUUACCGGAGACACUAGUAGUUGUCCCAAAGGUACUAAUAGAAAAGUUUUCGAUCUAAACUAUCCUUCUUUUGCUCUAUCCCCACCAUCCUCAAAUUCUAUAAGUCAUGUUUUCAAUCGGACAAUCACCAAUGUUGGAACAUCAACAUCUACAUACAAAGCUAUUGUGAGCACCCCACCUGGACUUAGUAUCAAAGUGAACCCUAGUGUUCUAUCAUUUACAUCUCUCAAACAAAAGCUAUCAUUUUCCCUUAUGAUUAAAGGAACAAUAGAUAGACAAAUAGUCUCUGCUUCUUUAAUUUGGGAUGAUGGCACAUUUCAAGUGAGGAGCCCCAUUAUUGUUGUGUAUGAAGCAUUUUGACAUUCUAUAUAUGGAACAUGUAUUACCAAUAUUAAGCAAGCAAAAGCUUUGAAUUCAAAAAU